AGCCUAUGGACGCAAGGACAAGGCUGCUCCACUCCGUGCUUGCCAGGCUGUGCUGCCGGGACUCUGCCAGUGCUGGUCCUGCUGCUUGCCCCGUCUCCUCGUCCCUAUGGCCGUCCCGCCCCAGCUACGGGCUCUGCUCCUUGCGGUCAACGCACUGUUGCGCAAGCGCCGCUACCACGCUGCGUUGGCCAUGCUUAAGGGCUUCCGGAACGGGGCAGUCUACGGAGCCAAAAUCCGGGCCCCUCACGCGCUGGUCAUGACCUUUCUCUUCCGGAGUGGCAGCCUCCAGGAGAAGCUGCGGGCCAUCCUGCAGGCCACGUACACCCACUCCCGGAACCUGGCCUGCUUUGUGUUCACCUACAAGGGGCUCUGCGCCCUGCAGGCCCGCGUGCAGGGUGAGACCUACCAGGCACACUCGUUCUUGGCUGCCUUCAUCGGGGGCUUGCUGCUGUUUGGAGAACACAAUAACAUCAACAGUCAGAUCAAUAUGUACCUGCUGUCACGAGUCCUGUUUGCCCUGUGCCGCCUGGGCGUGGAGAAGGGCUACAUUCCCGAGCCCAGGUGGGACCCAUUCCCUCUGUUCACGGCAGUAGUGUGGGGGCUGGUGCUGUGGCUCUUUGAGUACCACCGGUGCACUCUGCAGCCCUCACUGCAGUCCUCCAUGACCUACCUGUACCAGGACAGUGACGUGUGGCACGAUAUCUCAGACUUCCUCCUCUACAACAAGAGCCUUCCCUCAAAGUAACGUGCCCCCAACGUGCCUAUGGGGGCUUCUACACCCAAGAUCAGCUCCGUCGGUGAAUCCUCCCAGUGGAUCCUUCUCAAGAUCAUGGUUCUCAGACUCCAGCUUUUUUUGUCCCAGGGUUCCAUCUGCCAAAGCAAAAGCACUGAUUUCCAAGUCCCAUUAGGUGCUCUCAUAUGGUGGAGCAAGGGGAGAUUCGGGCCGUGGGGCCUCGGAUAUGAUUCCUUUCAUGCUGCUCACUUCUGGGAGACCGGGGAAAGACACCCCCUCUGGGCAUCAGGGGUCAUGGAGCUCAGAGGAGGGCCCCAAAAUCUCUUUAUGGUGCGUACGGUCUUCAAUCUUUCUUAAGUAACAGAGUGCUCCUUGCUGGUGGGCAGUGGGCUGCGAGUCCGUUUUUAGAAAAUACUAUAUUCCUUGCUCAGGCGUUCUAUUGGAGAAGCUCUAGAAUUCCACUGUCCAGUAGAAGCACAUGUGAUCCAUAAAUGUGAUUGAAAUCUUUCUUAGUAGCCACAUUAAAAAAAAGUAGAAAGAAGCA
Suricata suricatta (meerkat) is the source of this 1277-nucleotide messenger RNA. It is a transcript of the gene PXMP4, whose product is annotated as peroxisomal membrane protein 4. Bases 107 to 745 code for a protein of 212 amino acids. The transcript has 4 exons. Gene Ontology annotation, cellular component: peroxisomal membrane. Lineage: Eukaryota; Metazoa; Chordata; Mammalia; Carnivora; Herpestidae. The record is from RefSeq and is a predicted model, not a curated record.